GCAGAGCAGUGAGAAGAAAGAAGGAAACGCGGUUUGGCCUUUUGUUGAAUCUCUUCUCUUCGUUUCUCUUCUCUGCACACCACGCCACUACUCUACUACCUUUCCUUUCCUCUUUUCGUUCUCUUUCUUCCUUGCUUUCGAUUUCUCCGGCAGAGCUCAAACGGGACUCUGCCCCUCCAGAAAUAGAAACGGAGAGAGACAGGGGCGAGAGGGGACCUUCUUCUUUCUGGGUUGUUUGCAGAAAAUGAAACAGAAAGGUCUGCUUCCAAUUCCAGAAGAACUCAUCUUUUUCUUCUUCCUCUUCCUGCUCUGUUUUGGUAUCUUCCCUCUUUCUUCCUCUGUUCCCGAGUCGUCGCCGGAGAAGUCAGCCCUGCUGGACUUCAAGUCUUCGGUCUCCGAUCCCCAUGGAAAUCUUCUCUCCGCCUGGAAUCCGGAGCUCCACCACUGUGCAUGGGCUGGGGUGGCUUGCAACUCCCGGUCAGAGGUCGUCUCCAUCAGAAUCCCCGGCGGCGGCGGAAGAGGUAGCUCCGAGGAUCUUUCUUGUUCCGACGCUUUCAAGUUUCCUAUCCUGGGGGCCAGGCUGAAGAGGGUUUGCUCUGGUUGGGGUCGUCGUGGGAAGUUAGUCGGAAAGUUGUCGCCUUUGAUUGGGAAGCUCAGUAAGCUUAGGGUUUUGUCUCUGCCUUUCAACGACCUCGGCGGCGAAAUCCCUUCUGAGAUUUGGGGUUUAAAGGAGCUAGAAGUGCUGGAUCUGCAAGGAAACUUGUUUACCGGCGAGUACUCUGGUCAAUUUGGUGUUGGGUUGACGAAAUUACGAGUUUUGAAUCUAGGGUUCAACAGAAUCCAUGGAGAAAUCCCUGCUUCAAUUUCCAGAUUUGCUAGUUUGCAGGUUUUGAACUUGGCUGGUAACAACCUGAUUGGGCGGAUUCCUGAAUUCGUUGGCAGUUUUCUGGAGCUCAAGGAACUCAAUUUGGCUCACAAUCAGCUGAAUGGGACAGUUCCCUUUGAGUUAGGGUUUCAUUGUGAGUUUCUAGAACAUAUUGAUCUCUCAGGGAAUCACCUUAUUGGCACUGUCCCUCCCGUUUUAGGAAACUGUCAUCAGCUAAGGACACUCUCCUUGAACUCGAACCGGUUCACCGGCCAAAUCCCUAGCGAAUUUGGCCAGUUGAAGCGCCUGCAGGUUCUUGAUCUCUCGCGGAAUCAUUUCCCGGACACUCUGCCUACAGAACUCACUACAACCCUUCCCCAUGUAAAGGUACUUUGGUCUCCAAGUGAGAAUGUAGAAAGCGAGGUUCCGAGAAAUGCUAGGUCUCUGGCUACAGCUGACAGCGAGGAGACCGCUUCUUCAACUUCUGCUGCAAGCCAUGGAUUGAGUCCAAUCGAGAUAGCGUCGAUAGUAUCAGCAUCAGCAAUCGUCUCGGUCCUCAUAGUGCUAGUGGUCCUCUUCUUCUACAUGAGAAAAUUGACCCCGAAUGCUAGAGUUCAAGUUUCGGAGCCCAAAGAGAUCAUCGAAUUCGUUCCCAUCGGAGUCCCUUUGCUGUACGAGGACAUCGUCCAAGCAACGGGGAACUUCAACACGAGGAACUGCAUUGGCAACGGAGGCUUCGGGGCCACUUACAAAGCAGAAAUCGCUCCGGGCACCCUAGUCGCGGUGAAGAGGCUCUCUGUCGGGAGGUUCCAAGGUUUCCAGCAGUUCCACGCCGAGAUCAAGGCACUAGGAAGGGUAAGGCACCCGCAUCUCGUGACCUUAAUCGGCUUCCACGCCAGCGAAACCGAGAUGUUCCUCAUCUACAACUACCUCCCGGGGGGCAAUCUGGAAAGCUUCAUCAGGGGUAGAUCGGCAGCCACGGUCCAGUGGAAGAUCCUCCACAAGAUCGCCUUCCACAUUGCUCGAGCUCUAGCCUACCUCCACGACCAAUGUGCUCCGCGAAUCCUCCACCGCGAUGUCAAGCCCAGCAACAUCCUCCUCGACGAUGAGUUCAACGCCUACCUGUCCGACUUUGGGCUGGCCAGGCUGCUUGGCACGUCCGAGACGCACGCCACCACGGGCGUGGCGGGCACGUUCGGGUAUGUGGCGCCUGAGUACGCGAUGACAUGUCGCGUCUCUGAGAAGGCGGACGUGUACAGCUACGGGGUGGUGCUGCUGGAGCUGAUGUCGGACAAGAAGGCGCUGGAUCCUUCGUUCUCUUCGCAGGAGAACGGGUUCAACAUUGUCUCGUGGGCGUCGCUGCUGCUGAGGCACGGAAGGGCGAAGGAGGUGUUCACCGCGGGGCUGUGGGAGUCGAGCCCGCACGACGAUCUGGUCGAGAUGCUGCACCUGGCGAUCACUUGCACUGAUGAUACGCUUUCGACUAGGCCGACGAUGAAGAGUGUUGUGCAGCGGUUGCGACAGAUCAGGCCUUCGUGACUUUGGCUCGAGUAUGUGGGAUGGUUAUGUAGAGCUGUUGUUAGGAAGGGUGGUUUGAAUACAAGUGUAUAUUAUAGUAUAGUAGUAGUGUCAGUGAGUUGUGUGGUUUCAUGGUUUGUACUUUGUAAUGAAUGGGGUCUUUGGUGUCGAGCGUUGGGAGUUUUGGGUACAAUAGCCGGAUUGAGUGGGAAGUGGGAACUAUAAGUUCCACCCUUGUUAUUACUAUUAUUGUGUAGAAGAGGUAAUGAGGUGUCUAUCACUGUGCGUAGGAUAUAGAAAUCUUUUGCCUAUCUUCUUGCUAUUAGCAGUUUGGUCUCCAGGGUUGUGUUUGCCUGUUCCUUUCAAUUGUGGAAAUACCAUACCUGCCUAUUUAGGGAUAUGAUAACCUGAGGGAUCUAUGUACAUUGUGUCACUGUCUAUGAGACACUUUAUACAGACAGAUCGAAGCAAAUACGAAUAACAUCAUACGAGCAAUGAAUUAUAAUAGUAAGG
Linum trigynum is the source of this 2896-nucleotide messenger RNA. NCBI's taxonomy places the organism in Eukaryota, Viridiplantae, Streptophyta, Magnoliopsida, Malpighiales, Linaceae. The record is from the annotation of a GenBank genome assembly.